AUGGCCACUGCUGUGAGGACUAAAUACGAUCUUCCGUCAAAGAUCUUAUGUCGUGUUAUCGAUGUUAAGUGUCUGCAAAUGGAGAUUUAUACUAUGGUCUAUUCUGAUUUUGGCCUAGCACUUGGUCUUUCAAAUUAUGGAAAUGGAACCUCAACUACUACAACUAUUACUACUUCUACUUCUACUUCCUUCUGUGUUGAUGAAACUAGGUCAUCAAAGGCACCUGAUGUAUCAAAGCUAGUUUUCGGAAGCAAAUUGCCUAUUCUAAGUGAUAAAAAACUAUCAUUGAAGGUAUUGCUUUCCGAGGCAAAAAAACGAGAGCGGGCCUUUACGAAUAGAGGACGCCGGAAUCAGUUGCGCUCAAUGGGAGAAGCCAAGAAUUUGCUUCAAUAUAUGUUCAAUUCAGUCGCAGAUGUUAGGUGCUCUAUUUGGCAUCAAUUUGUUUUUUUCUCUUCUAUCAGAAGAUUAAUAACUUUUAUUAGAAGAUACUUAUGUAGAAUACAAUAUUUUGGUUUUUUAUAGUUUAUUAGUAGUAAAUUCUAA
Messenger RNA from Arachis ipaensis, 543 nucleotides. Lineage: Eukaryota; Viridiplantae; Streptophyta; Magnoliopsida; Fabales; Fabaceae. The record is from RefSeq and is a predicted model, not a curated record.